AUGGUGCGUCGCAGCUCUGCGCGCAUUCGUGAGAGGAAUGGCACAACGCCGACGAGAGAUAUUUCUUCUGAUCAUGUUAUCUCACGACUGACGGAGCAAACACCGACCAAACUCACCACGCUCGCCGAGGAUGAAGAGGACAUCGCAAUGCCUGGCUCAUUUCCCGUCUCGACGUCGCCCUUGGCAGAUUUCAAUGUACGUGCAGUCACACCAGUAAAGCAAACGCCUAUUAAACCGAGCGAUGCCGAAAUGCAUCCUCAACGCCACUAUCAAUCCACAGCGAAGCCGCGCGAUGAGGCCCGACAUCUCGGCUUCUCAAACAUGGUGCCACAGACAGAGCCGCCUCGACAGAGUCAGGGUCUCUUCGCACUGCAGGAAACACCUACACGCCCAAAAGAU
This is a messenger RNA of Dissoconium aciculare CBS 342.82, 399 nucleotides long. RefSeq lists its product as uncharacterized. The annotation marks the transcript as partial. The record is from RefSeq and is a predicted model, not a curated record. Lineage: Eukaryota; Fungi; Ascomycota; Dothideomycetes; Mycosphaerellales; Dissoconiaceae. The transcript has a single exon.